Messenger RNA from Suricata suricatta (meerkat), 3156 nucleotides. RefSeq names its product quiescin sulfhydryl oxidase 2 (gene QSOX2). NCBI's taxonomy places the organism in Eukaryota, Metazoa, Chordata, Mammalia, Carnivora, Herpestidae. Gene Ontology annotation, molecular function: flavin-dependent sulfhydryl oxidase activity; protein disulfide isomerase activity. The transcript is spliced from 12 exons. Gene Ontology annotation, cellular component: Golgi membrane. The coding region runs from base 1 to 2019 and encodes 672 amino acids. The record is from RefSeq and is a predicted model, not a curated record. Gene Ontology annotation, biological process: protein folding.
AUGGUGAAGCAUGCCUUUGAGCCUGGCAACCACUGGGCCCAGGUGCGCACCAUCUCCCUGCGGACCGCGCCUCAGGGUCGCCGUGAGCUAGGUUCCUCUGUACAGCAGGGUCCUCCGGGGCACCCCGCGAGGCUGCAGCCUACAGGAGCCCGUGCUUCAGGGGCCAUCAGUAAGGAGGGCGGGCGGAGGCCACCCAGCCUCCUGGUGGGAGCGCGCAUCGCCGCCUGGGAGGCCGUCUCCCCAAGGUCCUGCUCCUGCUUUUCAGACUGGGCUGCUGCCAUCCGGGUUGCUGCCCUGGACUGUGCAGAGGAGGAGAACCACGAGGUGUGCCGGGCCUACGACAUCCACUUCUACCCCACCUUCCGGUAUUUCAAGGCAUUCACAAAGGACUUUACAACUGGAGAAAAUUUUAAAGGGCCCGACCGAGAGCUGCAGACGGUGAGGCGGACAAUGAUCGACUUCCUGCAGAACCACACGGACGGCCUGCGGCCUCCGGCCUGCCCGCCUCUGGAGCCUGUCCGGCCCAGUGACGUCCUCUCUCUCCUGGACCGCCGGGACGGCCGCUACGUGGCCAUCCUGUUCGAGAACAACAGCUCCUACGUGGGACGGGAGGUGAUCCUAGACCUGCUUCCGUACGAGAACGUCGUGGUGAAGAGAGUGCUGGACGCAGAUAAAGGCUUCCUGGAGAGACUCGGGGUUUCCUCCCUUCCCUCCUGCUACUUGGUUUACCCCAACGGGUCACAUGGAUUCAUUCACGUCGGGAAGCCUCUCCGCUCCUUCUUUUCCUCUUACUUGAAGUCGUUGCCAGAUGUGAGGAAGAAACUGCUUUCGUUGCCUGAAAAACCCAACAAAGCAGAGAAUCCGGAGAUCGUGGUUUGGAAGGAAUUUGACAGGUCGAGGCUGUACACGGCAGACCUGGAGUCGGGGCUGCACUACCUCCUGAGGGUCGAGCUGGCGGCGCACAAGUCUCUGGCGGGGGCUGAGCUACGCACACUCAAGGACUUCGUUACUGUCCUCGCCAAGCUGUUCCCUGGCCGGGCGCCAGUCAGGAAGCUCCUGGAGACGCUGCAAGAGUGGCUGGCCAGCCUCCCCCUGGACAGGGUCCCCUACGAUGCUGUCCUUGACCUGGCCAACAACAGGAUGCGGAUUUCUGGAAUAUUCCUCAUUAAUCACGUGAAGUGGGUUGGAUGUCAGGGGAGCCAUCCAGAGCUCAGGGGCUACUCGUGUGCGCUCUGGGAACUGUUCCACAUGCUGACCGUCCAAGCCGGGACCCGCCCGGGAGCGCUGGACGGCACAGGCUUUGAGGGGGACCCGCAGGCGGUGCUGCAGGCCAUCAGAAGGUACGUCCGCACCUUCUUCGGCUGUAAGGAGUGCGCCAGACACUUCGAGGAGAUGGCGGAGGAGUCCCUGGGCUCCGUCACGACCGCGGACCAAGCGAUUCUCUGGCUCUGGAAGAAACAUAACCUGGUGAACGACCGCCUCGCAGGCCAUCCAAGCGAGGACCCCAAGUUUCCAAAGGUUCCGUGGCCCACCCCGGACCUGUGCCCGGCCUGCCACGAGGAGGUGCAGGGCCUGCACCGCUGGAACGAGGGCCAGGUGCUCCUGUUCCUGAAGCAGCACUACAGCCCCGACAACCUCGUGGACAUGUUCGCCGAGGACCAGGGGGACGCCGGGGACGGGGGCGGGGAGCAGGGGAGAGGCCGCGCCGCCCCGGACCAGCCUCGGCGAGACCAGCGCGCCGAGAGCGCCCGUCCACCCAGCGCGCUGCCUCCCAGACCCCGCCUGUCCUCGGGGUCGCCGCUUGGCCCCGACGGGAGGCUCCAGAGCUCGGGCGGGGCCGCGGGCCGCGGGGAGGUGGAGGCGGCCGUGCCCUUCCUGGGGACGGGCUUCUCCAGCCUGGACAUGAGCCUCUGCGUCAUGCUGUACGUGGCCUCGUCCCUGUUUCUGAUGGUGAUGUGCUUCUUCUUCCGGGUGCGCUCCAGGCGGUGGAAGGUCCGACACCCCCGCCCGGCAGUGUAGAGCUGGGCGGGGCCAUGGAGGCACCUUCGGAAACAGCCCACCGCACCCCCGCCGCUGCGAUGAUUAAAUCAGGGAUUUUAUAAACACUUCAGACCUGGUUCCGCGUCAGAUGGCGUCUUGGCCCAAGUCCUUGUUUAACCGAUGGUUUUCCUGCCGAGGACGAGCUGCCGUUGGAGGGGCGGCCUGCUGUCCAGGGUCCUCCCUGGACACUCCUGCAGUCGGACCGCAAAAAGACGUCUCUGGUUUUACUCUUCUAGAUCUGAAAACAUGAGUGGCGUCCAGGCCAAAGGAACAGACUUCUCCCCGCCUGCCUGGGAGGCUCCUGCCCCCCCAGCCCCUAGCCGCCUCUCCACGCCACAGGGUCCUCCAGAAAGUCGCUUGUGUCUGCACUUUUCAGCUGCAUGGUUGCUCCCGCUGAAGCAAGAGGGCGUCUGCGUGCUUCCGAAGACACCUGACCGCAGGGACGGCCUCGCGGUCACCUCUGUGCUCUGCAGGUGCCUUCUGCUGCAGGGGCAGAGUCUGGAGACGGAGGGAAGGGAAGAGGAGAGGCUGUGGCAUUGCCACAUUGCAAGAAACACCCCUGCAGGCCGUGCCUUUGUUAAUCCCGUGGCAGGAGGACCCUGUGGCACUGAGGUCGGAGCCCCGCCUGCAAGGGGGUGUGGGGCAGCCCGCUCCUCUGGGAGGGGAGUCCCCAGGGGAGCUCCUGAGGAACCCUUCAUCCUCUAUGUCACGUCACGUGGUGCUGGACCUGCCGCCCAACCAAGAGGUCAGGACGCGGGGGCCACCUGUGCUGUCCCCAGCACCUUUGAGACUAAAUUUCAUUUCCCUGAAGCUGUUUUAUGAAGGUCCUGGCCCAGGCCUCGUCCCCUGGGUUCUGGCGAUUGACUUUUUUUUUUUUUUUUUUUUUACCAUUUAAGGAUUUUAACAUUAUUUGUAAAGAACCUAAGUGAUUUAGAGGUAAGUUUGCCUCUGAAGAUGUUGGCAGAUAAAACAGACUGUGCCAUGUUCGUUGAGAUCCUCUGUGACCGCCGCUCCGCCUCACACGCUCAGAUGUGACUGUCUCGCGUGUCCGUGAGGCUAUAAAAAGUCUCCCUCUUUGCCCCGCGUGUGCGGUGUGCAUCGCUGCGGCCGGCCACG